Messenger RNA from Clupea harengus (Atlantic herring), 1168 nucleotides. Its product is annotated as 7 transmembrane receptor domain-containing protein. Gene Ontology annotation, molecular function: neuropeptide Y receptor activity; neuropeptide binding. Lineage: Eukaryota; Metazoa; Chordata; Actinopteri; Clupeiformes; Clupeidae. The transcript is spliced from 3 exons. Gene Ontology annotation, biological process: G protein-coupled receptor signaling pathway. The coding region runs from base 7 to 1131 and encodes 374 amino acids. Gene Ontology annotation, cellular component: neuron projection; plasma membrane. The record is from RefSeq and is a predicted model, not a curated record.
GACAGCAUGCUGGGGCUUCCCUCCUCCAACCAGACGGACCUGCUGGACAUGUUCUCGGGGGCACAGCUCCUGCUGCGCUUCAAGCCACUCUUCAUGCCGCUCUACGCCAUCGUGGUGCUCGUGGCCGGCGUGGGCAAUGCCUUCCUGCUGGUGUGCAUCGUUGUCGACAGGAAACUGCACAACGCCACCAACUUCUUCAUCGGGAACUUGGCGGCCGGAGACUUGCUCAUGUGUCUCAGUUGCGUGCCCCUCACCGCCUCCUACGCCUUCGACCCGCAUGGCUGGGCCUUCGGACGCCCGCUCUGCCAUCUGGUGCCCCUGCUGCAGGGCGGCACCGUCUUUGCCUCGGUGCUCUCCCUGACGGCCAUCGCCAUGGACCGCUACGUGGUGGUGGCGUACCCCGUGCGGCGCCGCAUCUCCAUGUGCGCCUGCGGCGCGGUGGCCGCCGGCAUCUGGGUCCUGUCGCUCACCCUGGCCGCCCCGCCGGCACUGCACGUGCGCCUGGUGGACCUGCGCCCCAGCGGCGUGGACUUCCUGGUGUGCGAGGAGUUCUGGGAGGUGGAGCGGCUGCGUCUGCUCUACUCCUGCUUCUUCCUGCUGGCCUCCUACAUGAUCCCGCUGCUGGCCGUCAGCGUGUCCUACUGCGCCAUCAGCAUCCACCUGCGCCGCCACGCGCUCCCGGGGGAGCCAUGCCAACAGCAGCAGCGCUGGAGCCAGCGCCGGCGCCGGACCUUCUCCCUGCUGGUGGCCUCCGUGCUCGCUUUCGCCCUCUGCUGGCUGCCCCUGCAGGUGCUCAACCUGAUAGUGGACCUGGACGGGGAAUUCCGCUUCGUGGACAAGCACUACCUGAACGUGUUUCAGGCGAGCUGCCACCUGCUGGCCAUGAGCUCGGCGUGCUACAACCCCUUCAUCUACGCCUCCCUGCACAGCAAGCUGCGCCUGCACGUGAGGCGCUACCUGUGGCCGUGCAGGGGUGGGGGUUCGGCUCUGCUGUCACACUGCGCCUCCAGGAACCCAAACACCUGCCUGAGUCUGCUGUCGGAGCCGUCUGCCAAGGAGAACCAGAACCAGCACCGACACACGGGGGAACCGGAAACACCUGUCCACAGCAACCCGGAUAGCUCCCUCUGAGGACACACACACACACACACACACACUCACACACACU